AUGGUUGGCUCAGUUGCCGUUCAUUCCGUCCUCGAAGGCAUUUCACUCGGGCUGCAGGUAAACGGCGUCACGCUGGAGUGGCUGGUGCUCGGCCUGUACAUGCACAAGACGCUGACGACAGCUGCCGUGGCCCUCGACGCGGCUGCCAUGAACCACGGCUCCCUCGUGCCUGCCAGCGCCGGCCUUGUGAUUGCCAGCUCCGUGCCUGCUGGACAGAUGGCUGGGUUAUUGGUUGGCCGGCCGAUCGAGAAUCUGACCAAGGCCAUUGUUGAAGCAUUGACCGCAGGCACUUUCUUUUACGUCACCUUAUUGGAAGUCCUGCCGCCCGAGCUGAACCGCCAGCAGGAUCGCAUCUUCAAGGUCACCUUCAUGAUUGUUGGCUUUGCGCUCGUUGCCACAGCUAACAUCACCUCGAACCACGUGGCCCUUACCUACUCCUGA
Rhipicephalus microplus (southern cattle tick) is the source of this 441-nucleotide messenger RNA. RefSeq names its product zinc transporter ZIP1-like. NCBI's taxonomy places the organism in Eukaryota, Metazoa, Arthropoda, Arachnida, Ixodida, Ixodidae. The record is from RefSeq and is a predicted model, not a curated record.